Helobdella robusta is the source of this 648-nucleotide messenger RNA. RefSeq lists its product as hypothetical. The coding region runs from base 1 to 648 and encodes 215 amino acids. The record is from RefSeq and is a predicted model, not a curated record. NCBI's taxonomy places the organism in Eukaryota, Metazoa, Annelida, Clitellata, Rhynchobdellida, Glossiphoniidae. The transcript is spliced from 2 exons.
AUGGUUGCAUUAGAUACUGCUGAACUAAUUGAAAUUCAGGUACCUUUGACAUCAUGUAACAAUGGCGGGUACAUUGAUCAGUUAGCCACUGUCGCAUCACUAUCUUCCUUCAUCUUCAACAAUAAUGAUAAUGACAGCAACAACAAAAAUGCUAACAGUAACAACAACUCCUUUGAUAACAAUGUUUUCAAUAGCAAUGACAUAGCAAAUUUCUUGGUCAACAAUAUCAACAACAGCAAUUUGAUUGAUAGCAAUACAUACAAUCAGUAUAUAGUGAGCAACAAUCAACUUAUUAGUGCUAACAAUGCCAGUAACGCCGUUAGUCAUGGCAUCAAUAAUGACAAUCUCGGCAACAGCAUUGAAAGUAGCAAGGGAUUUAUUGAAAUGAGCAACAAUAUCAACUCUGGAAACCAGCUCUACAGCAGCAACCAGAUGAUUAAUAUAAACGAUGCCAAUGCUGAUCAGUUUACCAACAACCAAUUCUUUGAUGGCAAUGAUCUGGCAGCUGUUGAUUUAUUCGGCGACGAUAAUGAUGUUGAUGACGACGACGAUGAGGACGGAAUGGGUAAUCUUGUGAUCGCAGAACAUGUUCCGGUCUUGAAAAAAAGACUCGGGGAACUGGGUCUCUGGACGCUAUACGAAGAUUGA